ACAUAGGGUGGGAUUAUGGGGGACAGGCUUGGGGGGACACCGUUAUUAACUCUUUGUUUCUCCAUAGACUUGCACAGGGAUGGGUUUGGGGCCACCCCCUGGUUCCGGUGUAUCGUGGCUGAGGUUCCGGAGAAGGAAAGAGCUGAAACAGGUGCCCCCUUUGCUGGAUACGCUCUGUUUGCCAACAGCUACAGCAGCUGGACAGGCCGCACCCUCCAUCUAGAGGAUCUGUAUGUGUCGCCCCACUUCAGAGGGAGGGGCCUUGGGAGGCUUCUGAUGAAGAAAGUAGCACAGGAAGCAUUACGGUCCGGCUGCUCCCAGAUCCACCUGACGGUGCUGAAGUGGAAUGACCCAGCCAUUCAGCUGUACCGCUCGCUGGGGGCGGAGAGUCUGACGGAGGAGCCGGGGUACCAAGUGAUGAGCUUCAAGCUGGAAGCCCUUAGGCGCAUGGGGGAGGAGUCUGCGCACCAGUGAGCCCCACCCCAUACACUGGCUCUAGCAAGGGGCCACAGGAGGAGCCUAAGGAAGGCGGGGCCCUAUAAUAACAAUAUCCUGUUAACCCCUGUGGUGCUUUCUAGUUCCCCAACAGCUGGGGGGGUUAGAGAUUCCCAUCCCAUAUAUUAACACUCUCUGCCCUCCCCUAAACUCCGCCCUACUGUGUAACAAAAAGGUUACUUACUUCCUGGUUUGCAUCUUCCUCUCCUGGUUGGCUUAGGCACUUUCCAAUGUUUUCCAACCCCAAUAUGGCGGCAGAGCCAAACCCUAAGCAUCUCACCUGCUCUGCUGGCUCCACCCCUCCACCCAUGGGGCAAAUAAGCCAACACCCUACAGUUACCCACAAUGCAGUGGCUUGGGGCCCUAAAUACCAGGCACUGCCCAAGUGAUCAUUAAUGUAUAAGUUACUGAGCCCAAACAGGAGGCAUGGAGAUGGCCACCAUAAGAUUAUAUAUAUAUAGAAAUCUGCUCUCUGAGGGUUUGGGCGGACAGACAGGACAGGCCAAUGUUUACCCACAGCUCCCUAUUAAGGGGACAGGAAAGGGUUACUGGGGGCACCCAUCGCUCUGAAUCCUGUGUAACGUUCUGCGGUGCUACUGGCUGUCACAUUGCAGGUUGUUCUAUAUUUACAGUAAAGGUUCAGUGGUUUUGUUUG
Molecule: messenger RNA, 1150 nt
Organism: Xenopus tropicalis (tropical clawed frog)
Lineage: Eukaryota; Metazoa; Chordata; Amphibia; Anura; Pipidae
Product: diamine acetyltransferase 2-like
Exons: 4
Coding region: 16-474 (152 amino acids)
Molecular function (GO): acyltransferase activity, transferring groups other than amino-acyl groups; transferase activity; acetyltransferase activity
Source: RefSeq, a predicted model, not a curated record